Megalobrama amblycephala (Wuchang bream) is the source of this 375-nucleotide messenger RNA. RefSeq names its product harmonin-like. The record is from RefSeq and is a predicted model, not a curated record. Bases 1 to 375 code for a protein of 124 amino acids. Lineage: Eukaryota; Metazoa; Chordata; Actinopteri; Cypriniformes; Xenocyprididae. The transcript has 4 exons. Gene Ontology annotation, molecular function: protein binding.
AUGACCCAGGAGCCUCUGAAAAAGUUUCAGUGGGGCUGCUGUCCUGAGCUUGAGCGUACUCAGGCAGGUCAACACCGACUGGACGCGCUCCUCGGUGGGAUUGUAUCGGGUGAUGAGAUCAUGGCUGUGAAUGGAAAGAUCCUGACGGAUGUGACUCUAGCUGAAGGACAGACCUCAAUGGCUCAGGCCUGGAACAGUGGAGGGGACUGGAUUGACCUGGUCAUUGCAGUGUCUCCACCGAAGGAAUAUGAAGAUGAAGUCCCUAAAGCAGCAUCAUUCAGACCCACUGCAAAGAAAAAGGUUUUCCAAGGCAGUGCCCCUGUGUACAGACAGGGCUACGUCCUUCAGAUGAGGACCUCCCAUCCCCCAACCUGA